GUCUAUCUCAUCUUUUUUUUUUUUUCUUUCACCUUUCCCUCUCUCUCUCUCUCGCUCUCUCUCUCCUUCUUCCUGCCCGCUGUCAGCCGCUGGAGGAUUUUUGUCGGGAGUUUCCGAGCGUCUCUGCAUCUGUGAGUACCGACCCGCCUGUGAGUUCUCCCGCAGCUGGAGCCUCCUCCGGGUCCGGGAUGGCCGUAACGGAGCGCUCCGCUGGGACGUGCUGCAGCCUGAGCCGGUAGAAAGUUGAUCUCCGCGCGGCUUUGAACGCAACUUUCCUGUCAGAGCAAAUCACAAGUCCAACGAGUGAGACGCGUUCUGGUGAGGAUGUUGUUGUGGCUGGCUUUGUUCCUGCCCGCCGUCUCCUCGGCUCAGCGAUCGGAGCCCAUGUUCUCGGCUGUAACCAAGACUGUCCUUCCUCCCGACUACGACAACAACCCCACCCAGCUCAACUACGGCGUGGCCGUCACUGAUGUGGACGGGGACGGAGACCUGGAGAUGUUUGUAGCCGGCUACAACGGCCCGAACCUGGUGCUGAAGUACGACAAGGAGAAGAAGAGGCUUGUCAACAUCGCCGUUGACAACCGCAGCUCCCCUUUCUACGCCCUGAGAGACCGGCACGGCAACGCCAUCGGGGUGACGGCGUGCGACAUCGACGGGGACGGCCGGGAGGAGAUUUAUGUCCUCAACACCAACAACGCCUUCUCUGGUCGGGCGACAUAUUCUGACAAGCUGUUUAAGUUCCGUAAUGGACGCUUUGAAGAUCUGCUGAACGACGACAUUAACGAACACAGAGAUGUUGCCAACCGUAUGGCUGGGCGCUCAGUGGCCUGUGUGGACAGAAAGGGCACAGGACGUUAUGCUAUCUACAUAGCUAACUAUGCCAGUGGCAACGUGGGUCCUCAUGCUCUCAUUGAAAUGGAUGAGGCAGCGAGUGACCUUUCACAGGGCGUCAUCGCCCUCUCCAACGUGGCAGAGCAGGCCGGAGUCAACAAGUUCACCGGAGGGCGAGGUGUCGUGGUGGGGCCCAUUGUCAGUCAGAGCAUGUCCGACGUCUUUUGCGACAACGAGUACGGACCCAACUUCCUGUUCAGGAACAACGGAGACGGAACUUUUACUGAUGUGGCGCAGCAGGCUGGUGUGGAGGACCCCAUGCAGCACGGCAGAGGGGUCGCUCUGGCAGACUUCAACCGUGACGGCAAGACAGACAUCGUCUACGGGAACUGGAAUGGGCCUCAUCGCCUGUACAUGCAGAUGAAUAACCGCAAACAGAAGUUCAAGGACAUAGCGUCCCAGAAGUUUUCCAUGCCAUCCCCGGUUCGCACCGUCAUCGCUGCAGACUUUGACAAUGACAACGAGCUGGAGGUCUUCUUCAAUAACAUCGCCUACAGGGGUCCAUCUGCCAACAGGCUCUUUAGGGUGAGCAGGAGAGAACAUGGAGACCCCCAGAUAGAAGAGCUGAACGUCGGGGAGGCGUCAGAGCCUGAAGGACGUGGAACUGGUGCUGUAGCCACAGACUUUGACGGUGACGGGCGUCUGGAGCUGCUGGUGUCUCACGGGGAAAGUGCAGCACAGCCGCUCUCUGUCUACAGAGUCAUCCAGGGAACCACCAACUCCUGGCUGCGAGUAAUUCCCCGCACCAAAUUCGGUGCUUUUGCCCGAGGAGCUAAAGUGGUGGUGUACACCAAAAAGAGUGGCCCACACACACGGAUAAUCGAUGGUGGCUCAGGGUACCUGUGUGAGAUGGAGCCUGUUGCUCACUUUGGCCUUGGUAAGGAUGUUGCCACGAACGUCGAGGUGUACUGGCCAGACGGCCGCUCGGUGGCUCGACCCCUGGAACCCUCAGACGUCAACACAGUGCUGGAGAUCCACUAUCCGAGAGAGGAGGAGGAGGUCACUCCUACCGUGGAGAUAGAGUGCGGUCAUGGGUUUGCCCUGAAUGAGAACGGCCGUUGCACAGAUGAAGAUGAGUGUACCCAGUUCCCCUCUGUGUGCCCCUCUGACCGCCCUAUCUGCACCAACACCUACGGCAGCUAUAAGUGCCGCGCCAAGAGGAGAUGCAACCAGGGCUUUGAGCCCAACGAUGAUGGUUCAGCCUGUGUGGCCCAGGUCGCCUACUUUGGGGGUACGCGGUCGUCUGGGGAACGCAGGUGGUCGGGCAUUUCUAUCUGGCUGCUCUCCGUCUCUGUGCUACCACUCGUCUCCUCCCACCUCCAGACUGGACUCCUGUAGCUGUCGCUGUCUUUUCCCCUUCGCAACUCUCUCCACUGCUUCCUGGGGAUGUACAGAAAACUCUCAAAGCAAACUUUUCACUGAAACAUCUCUCCCUCCUUCUCCUCUGUGGAUCUCUGCUAUCUUUUUUCCCGACGGUUAUUCACAGCCUUCGCCCACCGCUCUCCGCUGGUAUGUGUCGCCUCUUGGCUCCCGGCCCCCUCUGGACUGUAAAGAAGCACAUAGGGAGCAUGCACGCUGGGAGCUACGGGGUUCACAAGUAACUGUGUCACACCCCGCAGAGCCCUCACGUCAUCACCUGGCACUUAUCUUAGUGGGACCUGAACCGAAGCCAAGUCAAUAAGUCGAGCUGCAGCACAUAAAGCACUGCGCACACUGUACAGCAGACAGAUCUACUGAGUCCACACACCACAUUCAUUAGAGACACGCUGAGGCCCCAUCUGUAUCUCCACAGUGCCACUAUAUUAAUCCUUACAAUGUCACUCUCAGUCUUAUUAUAGGCUUAAUGGGAUGCUGAGGAGCACCAGGUCUCCAAGCUUUAGGUUUUCUGUGUGUGUGUGUGUGUGUGUGUGUGUGUGUGUGUCCGAAGAGACAGCUGGGUAGAGAAACAUAUGCCAGACCAUCUGUCUCGAAUGGUAGCUUACAUUUUGUUACCUAUGAAUAACACAACAGCACAGUGGAGAACAUAAAUGCGUGUGUGUGUGUGUGUGUGUGUGUGUGUGUGUGUGUGUGUGUGUGAGCACAAGAGUUGGCAGGAGUAAAUUGAAUUUGAUUGAGUACAGUAGCCUGAAGGUGUACUUGAGUCAUAAUGCAAUUUUUUUUAAUGAUCAGCCACUUAAAUUAAAACUCCAGCCUUCAAUAUUCACUGCUAAAAUUAUAAUUUUUUAAAUUGUUCUCAUAGAAGAGGAAAGUGGAAACAGUCGAUCCUCCAUCAGUGAUUCCAAGUGGUGUUACUGCCUGUGCCGCUGUCGCAAAGACGACCAGGUUGCUUUUGGCUUGCCACGGGGAAGCAGCUACCAGCAGCACAGGACAAAAUAUCUAUGUAACAAAGAUGUGAACCAAUUAGAAGAGGUGGCCAGACUGCCAGACUGACUCGAUAACCAGUCAGUCCUCGUCCUCUUGGGAGAUUUCCUGCCAAGAGAACUGCACAGCGAAAUGGAGGUUUAAAGGAGAGCCGAUCUAAAUGCUCGUGUCAUUAUUCCAGAGCUAUUUACAUUGUGCAGUCACGUUUAUAGCAAAAAAA
Acanthopagrus latus (yellowfin seabream) is the source of this 3472-nucleotide messenger RNA. It is a transcript of the gene crtac1b, whose product is annotated as cartilage acidic protein 1b. NCBI's taxonomy places the organism in Eukaryota, Metazoa, Chordata, Actinopteri, Spariformes, Sparidae. The coding region runs from base 325 to 2229 and encodes 634 amino acids. The record is from RefSeq and is a predicted model, not a curated record. The transcript is spliced from 15 exons. Gene Ontology annotation, molecular function: calcium ion binding. Gene Ontology annotation, biological process: axonal fasciculation.